This is a messenger RNA of Ylistrum balloti, 951 nucleotides long. RefSeq names its product histone H2A.V. Lineage: Eukaryota; Metazoa; Mollusca; Bivalvia; Pectinida; Pectinidae. Gene Ontology annotation, cellular component: nucleosome. The coding region runs from base 64 to 450 and encodes 128 amino acids. The record is from RefSeq and is a predicted model, not a curated record. Gene Ontology annotation, molecular function: DNA binding; protein heterodimerization activity; structural constituent of chromatin. The transcript is spliced from 5 exons.
UUUGGCGGUAUUACAGUCUGAGCGUCAGUCAGUCAAUAGGACGAGAGAAGAAUUUGAAGAAAGAUGGCAGGUGGUAAAGCAGGAAAAGACUCUGGAAAGGCGAAGGCAAAGGCAGUUUCUCGUUCAGCAAGGGCAGGGCUCCAGUUCCCAGUUGGUCGUAUUCACAGACAUUUGAAAAACAGAACAACAAGCCAUGGUCGAGUUGGUGCAACAGCCGCAGUGUACAGUGCAGCAAUUUUGGAAUACCUGACCGCUGAAGUACUGGAAUUGGCUGGAAAUGCUAGUAAAGAUUUGAAAGUAAAGCGUAUCACACCUCGUCACUUGCAAUUGGCCAUUCGUGGAGAUGAAGAGUUGGAUUCACUUAUCAAAGCUACAAUCGCUGGUGGUGGUGUCAUUCCUCACAUCCACAAAUCUCUCAUCGGAAAGAAGGGAUCACAGAAACCUACGUAAUUUGUUUAGUUCCUGCUGUAUGUUUGCCGUUUAGUGUAUUAGGAUAUCGUGUCAAGUGUGAACCAUCAAACUUCACGAAUGGACGUUCAAUUCAUAUCUCAUUUUACUUCAUCAUCAAGCCAUUGGAUUUUAACCCAUGCAUUGCCAGUCUGGAAAAUUUCAUUUUGAUUUUUUCAUGGAAAAAAGAACAUGUGCACUUUUCUUGGGCAGCUGUUGACUGACCAGUUGUGAUGUAUCCUUGUCUGUGUGCAAGUGGAUUUAUAAAUGACCGGAAAAAGCAUGGAAGCAGAUCAAUUGGGAACAAAUACUGAAAAACACAAUAUUUCCGUCUUUUCUGUCAUGACUCUUCUUGACUUGUAUACGUGUAGAUUUGUAGUUGGUCUCCAGACUGGAAUCAUGAUUACUUGUGUAUUUGGUUUUAAAUGUACGUGUUCAUUUCCCCCUUGGUUUUAAUAUUUUCAUGUCUAUCAUUUAACAUUGUAAUAAAUUUAUAUCAGAAAG